This is a messenger RNA of Vigna radiata var. radiata (mung bean), 2076 nucleotides long. Its product is annotated as U-box domain-containing protein 1-like. The record is from RefSeq and is a predicted model, not a curated record. Gene Ontology annotation, molecular function: ubiquitin-protein transferase activity; protein binding. The coding region runs from base 1 to 2076 and encodes 691 amino acids. NCBI's taxonomy places the organism in Eukaryota, Viridiplantae, Streptophyta, Magnoliopsida, Fabales, Fabaceae. Gene Ontology annotation, biological process: protein ubiquitination. Gene Ontology annotation, cellular component: cytoplasm; nucleus. The transcript has 2 exons.
AUGAAUGAUGUUCUAUCUGCUAUGAUGGUCUCCCAAGGCUUGUUACCAUCUGGGUCUCUGCUAGAUUCUUUGAUUCAUAUAUCCAAAGAAGUUGAUUCAAUGGAAAAGUUUCCCUUCGUACACAUAAGAAACGUUUCAUCCAUGAUCAGAAGGAUCAAGCUUCUUUCUUCUUUGUUUGAAGAGAUUAAAGAAUCGGGUACUCCACUUCCUCCUUCUUCAAUCCUGUGUCUCACAGAACUGUUCUCUGUGAUAAGAAGAGUUAAGGUUUUGAUCCAAGACUGCAAAGAUGGAAGCUCUCUUUGGAGUCUGAUACAGUUAGAGUUCAUUUCUAACCAAUUUUAUGUGCUGGUGAAGGAGAUGGGAAGGGCCCUUGAUAUUCUUCCUUUGAGUUUGCUCAAUGUAACAUCAGAUAUUAGGGAACAGGUGGAGCUUCUUCACAAGCAAGCAAAGAAGGCUGAGUUAUUCGUUGAUCCUAGAGAGCUUCAUCGAAGAGAACAACUUAAACUAGCAAUGGCCAACAACAGUUUACAAAAGAAGAAGAACAAAGGGUUUGUUGACUUUGGAAAAGUGGAAGAAAUACUCAGCAGCAUUGGUCUGAGAACCCCGUCAGAUUAUGAUGGAGAAAUAUCAAAGUUAGAGGCUGAAGCUCAGAACCAAGCUGGCACAGGAGGACUCAUCAUUGUCUCCAAUAUAAACAACCUCAUAUCGUUGGUGUCUUAUUCCAAAACCAUGAUAUUCAGAGAUGGAGAGAGUAGUAGAAAUGAAGAAGAUUAUAAGCCACUGUCUUCAUUUUUGUAUAACAAAGUUCAUGAUAGUUCUUCAUCUUCUCAGUCCAUGACACCUAAUGUUCCUGAUGAAUUUCGUUGUCCAAUAACACUUGACUUAAUGAGGGACCCCGUGAUUGUGUCAUCUGGGCACACAUAUGAUAGAACAUCAAUUGCACAAUGGAUAAACUCUGGUCAUCAUACAUGCCCCAAAAGUGGGCAAAGGUUAAUUCACACUGCUUUAAUACCCAACUAUGCAUUGAAGAGCCUUGUUCAGCAAUGGUGCCAUGACAACAAUGUCCCAGUUAAUGAACCUUCAACCGAGGGAAACAACCACAAGAAGAAGAACUCGAAGGAGGAGGCCAUCGACCAUAUUUCUGCAAACAAAGCUGCUGCAGAUGCUGUCAAAAUGACAGCAGAAUUUCUUGUUGGAAAAUUGGCAACUGGUUCUGCUGACAUCCAAAGGCAAGCUGCAUAUGAACUUCGGUUACUUGCAAAAACCGGCAUGGUCAACCGGAGUGUCAUAGCUGAAGUAGGGGCCAUUCCCUUUCUUGUAACACUUCUAGGAUCUCAAGAUUCAAGAAUUCAAGAGCAUGCAGUGACAACCUUGUUCAACCUCUCCAUAUUUGACAACAACAAGAUUUUGAUCAUGGCAGCAGGAGCAGUUGAUAGCAUAGUAGAAGUACUUGAAUCAGGGAAGACCAUGGAGGCAAGGGAGAAUGCAGCAGCAGCAAUAUACAGCUUGUCUAUGGUGGAUGAGCUGAAAGUGCAUAUUGGAGGAAGACCAAGAGCAAUACCUGCUUUAGUUAGACUCUUGAAAGAAGGCACUUCAAUAGGGAAAAAAGAUGCUGCAUCUGCACUGUUCAAUCUUGCAGUUUACAAUCCUAACAAAGUUAGUGCUGUUAAGGCUGGUGCAGUUGCUGUGCUGGUAGAAUUGCUGAUGGAUGACAAGGCUGGCAUAACAGAUGAUGCACUUGCAGUGCUUGCUUCACUCCUUGGUUGCUCUGAGGGAUUGGAAGAGAUAAGAAAUAGUAGAGCGUUGGUGCCACUUCUUAUUGAUCUUCUGAGAUUUGGUUCAGUGAAAGGGAAGGAAAAUUCAAUAACCCUUUUGCUGGGACUGUGCAAAGAAGAGGGAGAAGUGGUUGCAAGAAGACUCUUGGCAAAUCCAAGAAGCAUUCCUUCUCUUCAAAGCUUGGCUUCUGAUGGAUCUUUGAGAGCUAGAAGAAAAGCAGAUGCACUGCUCAGACUCCUCAACAGGUGCUGUCCUAUAGGAAAAAGCCUAUUUUCUUUUCUCACGUUCUGCUCUAUGUAG